AUGGAAAUUCUUAAACAGAUCUCAGUCAAUAUUGAUCAGGCCUUUAUCUUAAAACAUAUUGAUUCUAUUUUUUCGAAAUUUUAUACGCUUUAUUUUUUAGAAGCAGCGGCACAAAAGCAUCAAAAAGAUCAUGGCCAAUAUUAUACACCUCAAUCUGUCAUUCAAUUCAUGUGGGAUAAAUGUGCCUCGAUGCCUACCCUAGUUCAAUACCUUCAAAGAGAUCAAAUGCCUCGCGUGUUUGAUCCAUGUUUAGGCAUGGGAUCAUUUCUGUGUGAAUUCUUGACACGGUUUAUCAAAGCGUGCCGAUUUUCUAUUGUUUGGAACGAUCCAGACCGGUUAAAGUCGUUGAUCACACAAGAUAUACCUAAUCAUGUGUGGGGCAUUGAGCUUGAUCCGUUUGCUUAUCAGCUCUGCAAAAUCAAUACCAUGGUCCAAUUAUUUCCUCUCUAUGAGCGUCUUAAAGAACUUGGAGUUAAAUUAGAACCUGCAAGUAUUCAACGCCUUCGAUUGUUCUGCAACGAUAGUUUAAAAAUGCGCGUCGACACUAACCCUUUCUGGGAUACGAACACCAGUCAAGUGGAUUUGUUUGAGCAGAAUUGUUUAGAUCUAUUACGUGAUGCUUCUCAACUGAAGUUUGAUUAUAUCGUCACGAAUCCGCCUUAUAUGAUUAGGAAGACGGGGUUUAUUACUCAACCUGAUCCAGCUAUUUACGACGAAACCAAGUUAGGCGGAAGAGGUUCGCAAGCAUAUCUUUACUUUAUGUGGAUUGCCCUUCAGCGAUGUGACGAUCAAAAGGGCCAAGUUUGUUUGAUCACACCUAGUCAAUGGACUGUACUUGAGUUUGCUCAGCAUUUAAGGGAAUGGAUUUGGGACAACUGUAAAUUGUUAGACAUGUACGAAUUUGAACCUUACAAAGUGUGGCCCAAAGUGCAGACAGAUUCUCUCAUUUUUCGUGUUUGUAAACGCAAUACAACAUUAUUAGGUACUGAUUUCACAUUGUACCUAAGACACACAUCAAGAAAAAUCUCUCUUCAUGAACUUUUACAUGUCUAUAAUCACUUUGACAUCACUCAAGGGUUAGACAAUGAUCUUAAAUGCAAACAAACAUUCUUGAAUGAAUCGAAUCGUAUCCUUACAUCUAAACAUGCAUCUUUUGCUUUUAUAUUACCCAAUGCAUCUUGUUUAGAAGAACUCAACAGUAUAACACAACAUUUACCUCGUCUUUGCGAUGGCGAAAUAUAUCGUCCAGAAUCAACUUCACAAGAUGUACCUCUUGUUUGGAAUAGAGGACCCAAUACAAAUCCAGUUUAUUCUCUUGUUGUCAGGACAUCAUGGGCAAUCAAAACAUUUGGUGUAGCCACUUACAUUCGAUGGCUUAGGCCUUGUUUCUAUUGGAAUGGCAAAACGAUCUCUUCAACUACAGCAGGGGGGAAAGAAGGCGAAUUUUGGAGAACAAGAGAUCCUUUACGACUAGCUAAAAAAGAGAAUUCGGCCGCUGAAGCUUAUUGGCCCUAUUGCAAUAUCGAUCCCGAAAAUCCAACACUUCCGUUUUACUCCCUUAUUACAGUAAACAAAGAAGACGCUGACACAUUGAAGUUAGAUCAUGACAAACAUGGUGCCAAGUCAGAAUCAGCAGCACUUUAUUACUACUUGAAAGAAGCUCGAAUUGCUUUACAGCCAGACAAGACUACAGCUGAACUUGCUUUUUGUCAAUACAAUAAGUGUGGCACCAAUGUGCCUGUCAAAAUUGUCCACCCUAUCAAUUGUGGUUAUUUUACUCGCUCUCAACCUCGAUCUCGUUUUUUUGUUGAUACAUCAAAAAUGGCUGUUACAAACCAAUGUAUCUAUUUCACUAUCAAGCCCAAUUACCAGUGGCAGGACGCAAACUACUUUUGUGGCCUUUUAAACAGUACUUUGAUUCAAUUCUUUAUCAAAAUUCAUUGCUGUUAUGAUCAACAGGGUCGCAUGCGCUUCUUUGGUAGAUUGAUGGCAUAUAUUCCUUUUGCUCCUCCACCUUCAAUAGAAUUCAUGCAACAUAUUUCUAUGUUCGUUCAAGGCAUUACUGUUACACGUAAUUGGCUCUAUACCUUUAUUCGUCAUCUAGAUCAGGGACAACAAUUUAUGGAACGCAUAAGAAACUGUGAAUGGCGUCUUACAUCAAAUGAAAUAGAACUUUUGCAUCAUUUCAAACCACCUAAUGAUUGGAGACCUCAGACUGAUACGAAUCUGGCAAUUCUUAGCAAUGACUAUGCUAAUCUGCAAUGGAUCCAUACGUUUGUUACUCAAAGUUAUCAGGCUGGUAAUAAGAAUAUAGAGCAGAUUAUUGUUCCACUUUUGAAAAUUGCUUCCUUAUUUCAACUUGUUGUCAAUCAAAUGGUGUAUCAUUUAUACAAAAUACCAGAGCGUCUUCAAUUAGAAGUAGAACAAGAUUUGAACCUGACUAGUUUACGCAAAGAAUGGGAGUUUAGAAACGACCUUGAACUUGAUCAUCAAAACAUCAACGAUUCAGUCAAUCGCGUCUUUCAUAUUGCUAAAUCGUUCACUAAUAUUUAG
This is a messenger RNA of Gilbertella persicaria, 2553 nucleotides long. Its product is annotated as S-adenosyl-L-methionine-dependent methyltransferase. The transcript has 2 exons. Lineage: Eukaryota; Fungi; Mucoromycota; Mucoromycetes; Mucorales; Choanephoraceae. Bases 1 to 2553 code for a protein of 850 amino acids. Gene Ontology annotation, molecular function: N-methyltransferase activity; DNA binding. The record is from RefSeq and is a predicted model, not a curated record.